Molecule: messenger RNA, 771 nt
Organism: Strongylocentrotus purpuratus (purple sea urchin)
Lineage: Eukaryota; Metazoa; Echinodermata; Echinoidea; Camarodonta; Strongylocentrotidae
Product: lactoylglutathione lyase
Exons: 6
Coding region: 170-748 (192 amino acids)
Molecular function (GO): lactoylglutathione lyase activity; metal ion binding
Source: RefSeq, a predicted model, not a curated record
UACUAUCUGUGAGUAUUGUUAUACCCCAAUACUGAGUACGCGACUCGCCCGAAUCAAAAGGUGUAUAACCAAUAUAGCUCUAAAAGUGUUGUGAUACAGUAUAUUUUGCGCUGUUACAAAAGUUUCAUAUCAGAAAUCAACUAUAUGAUAUCAUCUUCAGAGUCUUAAAAUGGCAGAGCAAGUGAAUUCCUUGCAAGCGGAGCAGGUCAGUCAGUACUGUGCAACCCCUGACCCAUCUACAAAGGGUUUCAUCAUGCAGCAAACAAUGUUCCGCAUUCAGGACCCUCGCAAAUCUCUCGAUUUCUACACUCGUGUGCUGGGUAUGAGAUUAUUCACGAGACUGGACUUCCCUGAGAGGAAGUUUUCUUUAUUCUUCCUUGGUUACGCCGAGGAGUCAGCUAUCCCAAAAGAUGAGACGAAGAGAAUAAGAUGGACCUUUAUGCAACCCGCCACCAUCGAGCUCAGAUAUAUCUAUGGCACUGAUACAGACGAGACGUUUACAGGUUACCAUAAUGGAAAUACAGAACCCCAGGGAUUCGGUCAUAUAGGAUUGUCUGUACCAGAUGUGUAUGCUGCAUGUGAAAGAUUCCGAACGCAAGGAGUAAAGUUUGUCAUGAAGCCUGAUGAAGGCCCGAUGAAGGGGAUGGCUUUCAUUCAGGAUCCAGACGGCUACUGGAUAGAGAUUCUGUCUGCGGAUAACCUUGCUAAACAAUGCGGUAAACCAGAAUCUACGCAUGUUUACUACUGAUGAGAUCAGAGGUGUGGCUAUGC